CAUUUAACCACCAUCAAAUCAUUCCAAAGAUGUCGACAACGGGACAGACAGAUGCGGGACCGUCCGCUUCUGGACCGACACCGGCACCAGCAACAAAGGUAAAAGCACCGCCAAGACCUGUACCGCCAAUGUUGAAACCGUUACAGUUUAUGGGCAUUCCACGAGGGGUGUUAACAUGGCAACCAAGAUUACCGUCAAGGAAUUGGAGUAUCUUUUUAGGUUUGACAAUCUCACUUUCAUCGCUAUACAUAUACGAUCGUAGAGAAUGCAAGCGAAUCAAACAGGAAUAUAUUGAUCAACUCAGCCAUCUUGCCAAAGAGCCACUCAAGCCAAACGAAUAUCCAAGAAAGGUAGCUGUGUAUACGGCCAGAAGUCCAGGAGAUGAAGAUUAUGAAAAGAGUUUAUUGUUCUUUAAACUGUAUGUGAAACCAUUUUUGGUAGCUGCUGGUAUUGACUGGAGUACGACAAAUGGAACGAGACAUGGUGGACUUGCAAGGGAAUUACGUGAACGCCAUUAUGCUCGUAGACGUCAACUAGCAGGCUUGGAACCUUGGGGUACACCUCCUUCUACCGCAACUGAAACAAUGCCUGAUCCCACAAUUGCAGGAUUGACACAAUUCAGUCUCACUCCUCAACAACAACUACAGCAAGAAUUAGAUGGUGGGGUGAUUUUGGUGGGAAGGCCAGCAUACAAGGAAUGGGCAUGGGGACUACGCGAAGGAUGGACGACAAGACUGCCGCCAAAGAGGCAAGAUUUGGACGAUGAACUAGCACGCAUCUUGAGUGAUGACGGAGCUUUCGAUGAAGUUGAAGAACAAAAGGAAGUUUUGAUGGACGAUGAAUCUGAAAAGGUUAACGUCGGUUUGACUUCAGAUGAUGGUGUUGAGCCAGAUGGUGCUGGUGCUCCUCUACCGAGCAGAUUGAAUUCGCCUGGCAGAGGACCGAUGUCGUUCAAUCCUGCAUUCCAGCCAAUCAACUCAUCGACUUCAUCUGCUCGUCAGCCUAAAUCAAACGAUGAAGAAGAGAUAAACGUCAACCCAGCACUACUAGAACCUCCAAGUGAAGUUCCCGCUCAACCUCCGAUCACAUUCGUCGAUUAUGUCAAUCUGACAGGAUUCCGACAUGUCCCACGUAAGAUCGUUGGCUUUUUCAAUCAUAGAGAUCGCUUCCUGUUAGGUGGACAGGCCGCGAUGAACUUAGCACUUGGUGAUAAAACCGAUGCACGCGAAUACGAAGUUGUGCUGAACGAAGAAGGACAAUUGGCACGAUCAGAACCACCACAAGGAGGUGAUUUAGAUUGGGGACUAGAAUCCGAAAGAUUCUAUUUACCCAAAUUUAAUCAAACACCACAAGACGUUGAAAAAGCAAAAGAAAAUUUUUAUAAAGAACUUAAACGUAGAUUGCAAGAUACACGUUCUUAUGUUCGUGGUCAACGUGAACUUACAGCAACCGAAAAGAAUGAUCCGCCAAAAAGUGAAUCGGAUUUACGUGAAGAAAGAUUCCGUAGAGAAAAAGAAUGGAGACUCCUUAUGCAGGGAUAUGAAAUCUUACGGCCAAGUGCUGGCGUCAUUUGGCAUCCUGCUUUCAGGACCCGUCUGCGUGUCUAUCAACAUCAGGACAAAAGACCACCUACCUUACUCUUAAUGGUCCAAAUGUCCUUGCAAGCACCUGUGCCAACGACAGGUAGUCCUAGUGUAAAUGGCUCUCAUUCACCUCAAGCUUCUAUGAAAAGCGCUAUUGGUCAGCCAAGUAUUGUUGUACAUAACCAUGGUGGAAGUGUUCCUGGUCCAAAUGCUCAUACAAGUGAUUUACCUGUUUGCCCUGACUGCAAUACAAAUCCUUAUGUACCGAGGAGGGUGUUUGGAAUGUUGCGAAAGGAAAAGUUUUCGCUCAUCUUGCUCUCGUCACGUCAACGAGUCGGACAGGAUGAACGCUUCUUGGAUAAAGUGUAUUUGAUCUGUCAUCCAAAGAGGUAUGCGAUCAAGACCGAUGCUUCUUCGACUGCCAGUGAUCGCUUGCAAGAGCUCCGUGAAUGUGUUUAUGUUUAG
Messenger RNA from Meira miltonrushii, 2048 nucleotides. RefSeq lists its product as uncharacterized. The transcript is spliced from 4 exons. NCBI's taxonomy places the organism in Eukaryota, Fungi, Basidiomycota, Exobasidiomycetes, Exobasidiales, Brachybasidiaceae. The record is from RefSeq and is a predicted model, not a curated record. The coding region runs from base 30 to 2048 and encodes 672 amino acids.